UGGUAAAACAGAAUCAGGCCCCUUUACUGAUCACACAAGCUGAGGACGACUGAGGGGCUGCAAGUAUUUACUGCACAGCCACAUCUUUGUGGCUUUUCCAGAUCUCUGAGGCGCUCCUGUUUUAUGGCACGGAAUCAGAUGACAAAUUCGAAGCAGGCUGCUUCAAUUUACUGAUACUGCUGGACUGAAUUUAACUUUUUACUCUGUUCAUUCUUUAACCUGGAUAGAGAAUGAAGAUUCUUCAUGUCGCUGUGUUUUGUUACUUCUCAGUAGUGUGGGUGAAGACCUCUCCAGUGCUGGAGGUAAGCAGCCAAGUUGGAGGAGAGGUCUCCAUCCACUGCUCUGUUGGCUGGAGCAGAGACAACGGCUCCAGACCCGACAACAUGUACUUCUGCAGAGGAGUCUGCUCCGUGGAAAACAUUCUCAUUCAGUCGGAGGGCAAGAGGUCAGCCGUCACCUGGCGGGGGAGAUACAGCAUGGAGGUCAACAGCGGAUAUGGGGUCUUUAAUGUGACCAUAAAGGAGCUGAAGAGGGCGGACGCUGGCCGAUACCGCUGCGGUGUGGAGAAUAGCUUUGAGGUGUUGCACCAGGAGGUCAAUCUAAUAGUACUAGAUGCUUCCACUGUUCCCCCUGGAUCUCCUGGAUCUCUGCCCAAUGGCAGCUUUCAAUCCACCGCUGAGCCGUCGCCCGCAGCGCUAACGCUGCCGACCACAGAGAAGACAAACAAGCAGGCCACCAUCAGCCUCACAGACACCACAGUGGUCAUCAUUAUCUCGGUGAGCCUGGCUCUUCUGGUUUGUGCACUCAUCCCUCUUGUAUUCUACGGACACUGGAGGAGUAGUGCGGGUCCGAGCAGACCUGAAGCAAACAAGGGUGAGGCCGAUUACUGUGAGGAAAAUGCAGACGGUGCCUCCACUCAGGGGAUGGUGAAGCUGCAGUCUUUACAGCCCGAUCCAGAGUCCGGUGCUCUUGAUGCCUCUCAGUAUGCUGCCGUCUAUCAGGCACUGGAUCCCAAAGCUGCUGACUGAGCCGGUUCAUUUUGUUUCUGAGCCGAUGUCUCGCCACACUUUUUCCUCUGUGUUUUAUCAAA
This is a messenger RNA of Hippoglossus stenolepis (Pacific halibut), 1090 nucleotides long. RefSeq names its product CMRF35-like molecule 5. Lineage: Eukaryota; Metazoa; Chordata; Actinopteri; Pleuronectiformes; Pleuronectidae. Gene Ontology annotation, cellular component: plasma membrane. The transcript is spliced from 6 exons. The coding region runs from base 231 to 1028 and encodes 265 amino acids. The record is from RefSeq and is a predicted model, not a curated record. Gene Ontology annotation, molecular function: transmembrane signaling receptor activity.